Molecule: messenger RNA, 840 nt
Organism: Phytophthora sojae
Lineage: Eukaryota; Oomycota; Peronosporomycetes; Peronosporales; Peronosporaceae
Exons: 4
Coding region: 1-840 (279 amino acids)
Source: RefSeq, a predicted model, not a curated record
AUGCGUCUUCACCAAGCAGUCUGGUUGUAUGCUUCCCUCCACGGCAACGAUUAUGCGCGAGCGUACGCUAAGGAGCGACUACAACUGUCAGAGGAUGCUCGUCGUGUCCGCGAUUCGAAGUGGCUACUUAACAAAGGGGGUGUCCGUCUUCGUGAGCAGUGGCGUGCGCUUCCUUCUCCAAAACGGCGACGGCUUCUUCAGGAGACACCUGACCUGUCGUUUCCAGAAGGGGUUGAUGGAAUACUAGAUGAAAGGCGUCGAAACCUACCUCGACAGAAGAGCGUCUUGGAGUCCGCACGGGAGUUGUCUGCUACUGAUAUGACAUCGCCAGAUGUGGCCGACAAAGUAGUUCGCAUGGCGAAUGCACGCAGCAAUUACCACCAAAUACUGUGCGAAGAGCAUCGAUUGCGUGUCCGCGCUGAAUACAACCGCGGAAGCCUCGCAGGGGUGCUCGAGUCAGCGGCAUCUAGUGUCAUUAGCGCUGUAGCUCUAGCUAAGGCUGAUUGCCCAACAACGACUAAGGCUGAUUGCCCAACAACGAGUGACGAGGCUUUUGCUGCAGUUUGUACACGACUUACGUGUGUUCUAGGAACGAUGUUGGGAACAGCUCAAUUCGAUCCAGAUCCUGACGAUGACCAACCAUCCCGAGCCUUUUCUGAAUCUCGAAUCCAGGCAGCGCGCCGGAAAUACGAUGUAAGCGUGCGGGAAGUGCAGGCAGCAUGUGAUGAAGAGCACGUAGGGGCUGCCUGCAAGCUCUUCCCAGCCGCACACCGCAACAGAUACUUUGGGAAUUUGUUAGCACUGAUGCAGUUGGUAUAUUUGAAUUACGGAAACCAUUAA